Messenger RNA from Aureobasidium namibiae CBS 147.97, 1389 nucleotides. RefSeq names its product pantothenate transporter liz1. The record is from RefSeq and is a predicted model, not a curated record. The transcript has 4 exons. Gene Ontology annotation, cellular component: plasma membrane. The coding region runs from base 1 to 1389 and encodes 462 amino acids. Lineage: Eukaryota; Fungi; Ascomycota; Dothideomycetes; Dothideales; Saccotheciaceae. Gene Ontology annotation, biological process: pantothenate import across plasma membrane. Gene Ontology annotation, molecular function: pantothenate transmembrane transporter activity.
AUGGGCUUUCUUAGCAAUGCACACCGUCCGAAACGAACCCAGGCAGAGAAGAAGCUUACGUACUGCUGCGCCUGCUACUUCUUCAACUACCUCGACCGCCAAUCGUUUCCCAAUGCAUACGUCUCAGGGCUCCGUGAAGACCUGGGUCUUGUCGCCAACGAGUACAGUAUUCUGCUGUCAAUGUUCACGGCAGGCAGUGUUGUUGCUCACAUUCCCCAUGCCCUGACCAUUCAGAAAGUCGCACCUCGUAUCUGGCUCCCUAUGAUGUUGAUUUUGUGGUCGGGUGUCACGAUGUGUCUUGCCGCAUGUAAGAGCUUCGAGGCCUUGUGUACGACCCGCUUCUUCCAAGGGUUCCUUGAGGCAAGUGUUUAUGGAGGGAGUAUGUAUGUCUUUGGCUCGUGGUACACUCCCUCCGAACUCUCUAAGCGAGCUGCAAUCUUCACCGCCGUCGGACAGAUUGGCAGUCUGUUCUCUGGCCUCAUGAUGACCGCUAUGAACAAGUCUCUCCAUGGUAAUGCUGGCCUCACGGGAUAUCAAUGGGUCUUCAUCAUCAAUGGCUUAAUGGGCAUUCCUUUCGGCAUCUUCGGUUUUUUCUUCUUUCCGGAUUUGCCUGAAAGCACUACAGCAUCUUACCUCUCUAAGGAAGAGAUUCAAAUCGCUCACGACAGAGUUGGUCCUAAGAGCGAGAACAGCCACAGUAUCCACUGGAAAACCCUUAUCGACAGAGUGCUCAAAACGCCACACAUCUAUCUCCUAGCUUCUUUGUCUGUCAUCUCAGGCAUGCUUGAGGCCUUUGCUUUCCAAGGCAUGUUCUUACUCUGGAUGAAAUACAACAAGAAGAGAUUCAGCCUAACCGCCAUCACCACGUACCCUCUUGGCAUCCAAUCAGUCGCAAUCGUGUCCCAGAUUGGUGCUGGUAUUUUCAUCGACAGAACCGGGCAAAGAAUCCCCAUGGUCGUCUUUGCUGCUGCAAUCCAGCUCGUCACAGCCAUUCUGCUCUUGCAGCCCCGCCUCUCUGAUGGCGGAGUUUUUGCUGCACAUUACCUUAGUGGAACUUCGUUCAUCGUCAACCCCGUCAUGUACGGUUGGGCGAAUUCGAUACUCCAGAGGAUGGGAGAUGAUGCUGCUCGAUCGGUGAUUUUGUACACCAUGUCUAUGAGUGGCCAACUUCUGUACACUUGGUGGGGUAUCGUCAUGUACCCUGCCACUGAUGUCCCUUAUUGGAAGAAGGGCUCAAGCGCCAUGGUUGUCGUGUGUUUCGCCUAUGUUGCAAUUGGCUUCGGCGUCAAAAAGCUUGACGACAAGACAAGCUCAAUCUCGUCGGAGAACGGUGACGACGAGCUCACCGAGGGGGUUAUGGUGGAACAUCAGAUGACGAAAAUCAAUUGA